AUGUCUAAGCUUUUCAUCGGCGGCCUUGCAUGGCACACCACUGAUGACGCCCUUCGUCAGGGUUUCGAGCGCUUCGGCCAGGUUGAAGAAGCUAUUGUUGUCAAGGAUCGUGACACCAACCGCAGCCGUGGUUUCGGUUUUGUCCGUUUCAGCAACGAUUCCGAGGCUGAUACUGCCAUGGAGAAUAUGAACAACCAGGAGUUCGAUGGACGCACCAUUCGUGUUGACAAGGCCUCCGAGCGCGCUCCCCGUAACAACGGUGGUUUCCACGGCCGUGGUGGCUACAACCAGUCCGAGGGUGCUCCCGGUGGUGGCCAACGUUAUGGAGGAGGCCAGGGUUACGGCGGUGGCAGCUGGCGUCCCUCGAGUAACGGACAAUCCGCUGCUUAA
This is a messenger RNA of Aspergillus udagawae, 390 nucleotides long. RefSeq names its product RNA recognition motif domain-containing protein. The transcript is spliced from 6 exons. The coding region runs from base 1 to 390 and encodes 129 amino acids. Lineage: Eukaryota; Fungi; Ascomycota; Eurotiomycetes; Eurotiales; Aspergillaceae. The record is from RefSeq and is a predicted model, not a curated record. Gene Ontology annotation, molecular function: RNA binding.